CGAAGCUCUCAUCGCUUGUAUGUAAUCCGCAGUCCUCGUCAUGUGACUGGAGAUUCGAGAACAGGGGCCAUUUUCCAUUUUCGAUUUCCUGUCGAAAUAUUGGAUCUUUCUCUGUUUUGUUUUCGUCUUCUUGUUAUUUCCAUGGAGGACGAAACGUAUGCGAAGGAAUUGGAUGUGGCCGUGAAAGCAGUUCACAUGGCCUGCUCUCUGUGCCGGAGAGUGCAACACGGGUUAAUUUCGAGGACCAGUGACGAGAUCAAGUCUAAGGACGACGAUUCCCCGGUUACCGUCGCGGAUUGGGGUGUUCAAGCCACUGUAAGCUGGUUACUAUCAGAGGUCUUUGGAAGUCAGAGUGUAUCAAUUGUUGCCGAGGAAGAUGUUCAAGCUCUUUCCGAGAGCGAUUCAGCAGGAUUGCUAGCGGCCGUUGUUGAUGCAGUCAAUGGAUGUUUAGAUGAAGCACCUAAUUUUGGUCUCCAAAAGCCUGAUAAACACCUCACUACUCAAGAAGUUCUUGAGGCCAUCAAGAGAUGCAACUCGACUGGGGGUCCAGAGGGAAGGCAUUGGGUGCUAGACCCAGUGGAUGGAACUUUGGGGUUUGUGCGGGGAAAUCAAUAUGCUGUAGCUUUAGCUUUGAUUGAGGAUGGGAAAGUCAUCAUUGGAGUGCUAGGAUGUCCGAAUUAUCCAAUGAAGAGAGAGUGGCUGAAUUAUCAUCACCAAUACUAUCAAAGCACCUCCCCAGCUACUGAUGAUUCGUGGGAGAAAGGAUGCGUGCUGUAUGCAAGGAGGGGCAGUGGUAAGGCAUGGCUGCAGCCACUACUCCGUGGAGAUGUGAAUUUUGAAUCACAAUAUGAGGCCAGAUUGAUCCGGGUUUCUUCUGUUGAUGAUCCUGCCCUGGCUACAUUUUGUGAACCUGUUGAGAAGGCCAAUUCAAACCAAUCGUAUGCAGCAGGACUUGCUCACAGUGUUGGACUCAGAAAGCAGCCACUGCGUGUUUACAGCAUGGUUAAAUAUGCAGCAAUAGCCCGGGGAGAUGCUGAGGUUUUUAUGAAAUUUGCAAGAUGUGGAUACAAAGAAAAAAUAUGGGAUCAUGCAGCUGGUGUAGUUAUUGUGCAAGAGGCAGGUGGUGUGGUGACUGAUGCGGGAGGAAAACCCUUGGAUUUCUCCAGGGGAAUCUAUUUAGAAGGUCUUGACCGGGGAAUCAUUGUUUGCUGUGGCGCUACACUUCAUGAAAGAAUUGUUGGUGCUGUUUAUGCUAGUUGGGAUUCCUCAAAUUUAUAGAGCCUCGGAAGACAUGUGAUCAGAAUGGCAACCGUUGAACUUUAAUUCUGAUGGCAAGCUUUUUAGGUCUACUUGAAUGGAUGAGUAGAUAUAAGUAUUUUACAUUGUUUUGUGGAUUCUUGUACAUGAAUCAUUUUGAAUUAUUUCAGGAAAAAAUUAUCUGCUCAGAAGGGAUGCUGUACUGUUGCGGCUCACCUGCAUUGUGCGGAUUGUACGUGCUUCGAAGAAAAGCAGGAAUGAAGCUAGUUCAGUGUCUUGAGUAUAUAGGCUUUUGCAAAGCUAUACAGCUGGUAAAGAAGUAAAGAAUGUUGAUUGGGCAUCUAAUUUUUGUAUAUGUUGCUCAAUAUCGUCAUAAAUGAUAUUCAGGACGGAUAUUCAGCCACGAAAUAUACCUGAAGUCAGUAUUUUUGCUUUUGGUUGAAAA
This is a messenger RNA of Rhodamnia argentea, 1702 nucleotides long. Its product is annotated as PAP-specific phosphatase HAL2-like. Gene Ontology annotation, biological process: phosphatidylinositol phosphate biosynthetic process; sulfate assimilation. Gene Ontology annotation, molecular function: 3'(2'),5'-bisphosphate nucleotidase activity. The record is from RefSeq and is a predicted model, not a curated record. NCBI's taxonomy places the organism in Eukaryota, Viridiplantae, Streptophyta, Magnoliopsida, Myrtales, Myrtaceae. The coding region runs from base 142 to 1278 and encodes 378 amino acids. The transcript is spliced from 4 exons.